AUGGGUUGCUGUGAGGCUGUGGAAGAAUUCAUGGUGUACGAGGUGUUUGGCACAGUAAAUGUGCAAUCCAGGUUCUCGGAAACAAAACAGGAGGCUGUGAAAACUGGAGAUAGCACCCAGUGCGCUUUGGCGGGUAUUACCCGAGCCUUCUCAGAUACCACGAUGGGUAGAGAAGAUAUACCUACCCUGUCUCGCCCGAUCCUACGGGAGGCGGGAGCAGAUGGCCACAUGGAUUACAUAGUCGUCGAACAGUGGGGCAAGGAAAUCAUACCAUACCGCGAGGCCUCUGGCUUGGAGAGGAGAAAUGUUGAUGAAUCACGACAAAAGGUUGGAGGCACCAACACAGAGCAUGCGAGCCAGCCAAUGGACAUGAUGUUUCAGAGCCAAGAUGACGGAUUCAACCAAAAUAUUACCGCUUACAGGAAGCCACGAGAACGAAGAGGCGUGAAGUGACAAAUACUCGACAUGACUGCGAGGGAGUGGCGCCAAGGAGCUUGAACCAGAGGAAGUUGGCCGGGAUAGAAGAGAGGAGAGGGGC
Messenger RNA from Mytilinidion resinicola, 538 nucleotides. RefSeq lists its product as uncharacterized. The coding region runs from base 1 to 453 and encodes 150 amino acids. The transcript is spliced from 2 exons. NCBI's taxonomy places the organism in Eukaryota, Fungi, Ascomycota, Dothideomycetes, Mytilinidiales, Mytilinidiaceae. The record is from RefSeq and is a predicted model, not a curated record.